GGGGGUGCAUACGCCUAGGGAGGGGUGUACCGUCUUAGUCCUACUGCGGUACCUACGGUAUUGUAUCUAACCUACGGGUACCUACGGUAUGGUUGAGCAAUAAACGAUUUGUCACAUGCCCAUGCUGUUUUACAUAAAUUUGUCCGUGAUAUAAAGAUCAAACUACAGUAGCCGCAUGGCACCGGUUAAGAGUGGUCCCCAGAAGCACAAUGAUGAUCCACUCAUCUGGGACCUCACGUUGUUUGCAAGGCGCACGCUUAAGCAGGCGGUACGUACAGAGCGACUUGGAAGUACACGGGGGCGACAGCCUCGCGGGCUCAGGGUGAACCUAGGAGGCCCGAGGACGGAGAAGCACAUGCCCUUCGUGCCCAAACCGUUACCUCGGGACAUCCUCUUAAUGAGCCAAGACUCACUCUCGCUUAGAUAUGAGAAAGGCACGAGUCGCGCGAGCCAAGCAAGUACUCUCAAUAUUCCUACAGAAACAGCAAAGCUACCAGCGCUAAGCCCCAGGCCUAAUGAGUGUAAGAUCCUCAGAGAUACGAGGCCAUUAUUGGAGGGGACGUCAUCAUCCGCACCUAAAAGUACUGUGCAGCCGGCCUCAGUCCAGAAGACAAUUGAGGAAUUGAAGGCUUCGCCAUUCAAUGGUAUUGCUGGUGGACAAGCGCCCAGGCUACCCCUGCCCAGCCUUGCAUCUCCGCAUAACCUGUGCGAACUUAAGGGUAAAAAUGCGAAUAUCGAGAAGACUGGGCCGACAAUAUGGUCUGUUGAGGACUUGAAUAGCAAAUAUAGAAACAAGCUUCUGCGUAAGAGCGCUCACCACGUCUCACUCAAGGUGCAAGAGCUUCAGUCAGAGCUGGUGAAAGAGGAGUCAUUGAUUAGCGUUGUAGGGCUCACGAGACAUCCGCUGCUUGCCCUAUGUGAUCAGCACACAGAGACGGCAAACUUACUUUGCAUAGGACGAGGCCGUGCACGUUGCGUGGCAAGGCGAUUUGUAUUGGAGGUUCAUCAAAUCUGGCUGACAAAUCUUGACCACCUCGAAGCCUCAAAUCGCGGUGCUAUCCCGCGACACCGCCGAAUAGACAUUGAUGCUAUUCUUGGCGUGAAGUCACAGGUUCAAUCAGUUGCCAGCAAAAACUCUUGGCGUCUCCUGACAUCACAAAGCCCUGCAUCAGCAUUUCUCAUCUCGACGCCCAGCUUGCUUUCUCUGCCGACGACAAAAAAUGCCCUCCUCUUUGAGCAAGGUCUGGAAACCGUCACUAUUUUAUCAUGUGAACACCUUAUGCGUGGUGGUGUUGUUUACUUGGCGUCACUCAUGCGAGAAUUCUGGCCAGGGUACAUGAUACCAGCCAAGUGGCGAUUCUCGUUUUACGACCCACUCACGGGCGUGAAAACGUCAGCUGUGACAUAUGAGGGUGCUGAAACAUUUAGGAAUUCCGCUGUGCCGCUUGCACCAUUGAUACUUGCACCAGGCUUGGCUCGUCCCCCAUCGGUAGAACAUAAUUUAGUUUACACGCAGGGUUGCCUAAUUCAGGGAGCAAAAUGUGGAUCUGUUGCAGCCGCCAUCUGUCAAGUUUUUGUUUGUAGCCCCCGCGCGGACGACCGUAACCGCAUUGUUUUCUUUGAUUUUGUGCUAUUACCAUGCAAUAAGAUACUCGCUCCGUGGCAGAUUCAACUUGAUGCGCUUGAUAUAGUUGGGCAGCUUGGCCUCUCACACGCGCCGUGCACGGUGGCUGAGUGGUGGUGCCAGCAAGGACAGGCCGGACUCUAUGCGUCACUGCUUGCCCAGUUUGUCUGGAAGGCCGAUGCACUGCAGCUGCAAACACCUCGGGGGGAGUCCUCAUUAGCGUGGGGCUUUGACUUCAAGUUGGUUGCAACUCGUGCCGCUGAGUACCUCGGUAUCUUGACUGUAGAAUCGCCGCAGUCUGGUCAUCAGCAUAUUGCUUGUUUGGAGUUAGAAGGAGAAUCUUACGAUGAGGAUGUACGCGCUAUCAACAACCAAAGUGAUGUUUUAAAUCAGGGUGUACUUGCUGAGGGAGGUAAUCCGCAGCAACUUAAGCAAAGACCCGUAGCUUCUCUAUCGCUCUCCGUCUCCGGCGCGUGGGAUCGUGCUUUUCAAGUGCCUGGAACGACAGGCGUCGGCACUUCUAGGCGCAACGUUACGAUCCACGAUCUCACUUUGCGGACCCAGAUUCUACAGAAUUGCGAUGAUGAUCUACUCACAGAUGGCCCUGAGACGAUUGCGAGCCUGUACCGCGCUAACAUGAGACUCCUUGAUAGUGUCAUUAUCAAUGUUGCGCAGGCGUUAGAAUGUAUUAUUUUCUCCCCAAGUCACAUAUCCUGGGAUAACGUAAACUUGAACCCGCCAGACGUAUUCAGUUUUACCCACACGAUUUGCAUUCCAGUUGUGCAGAAAACCCAUCUCUGUCAUGGUUGCUAUGCAUUCCUGUCACCAGCCACAUGCAUCGUCAGUCGAUGUAUUUUUGUGCUUACAACCAACACAGUUUCAGCUGGCUGUGGUAUUGGCUCCAAAGUGGCCCCCAUUGAAAAUAUUCCCGAGAGUGAUGAGCGUGGGUUCCGUGUCGUGGUUUCAUGCGCCCUGAUUUCCCCGGCUCGGGACCUGAAUAUCCAUUUUUUUUCACUGACGCGGGACGUUGCAACUCCCAACAAGGGUGCGCUGACCGACCGAGCUAAUCGACACUCAACAGAAAUUUGCAUAUUGAUCCUCAGCCGCAUCCGCGUCGUCGAUGACUAUAUCCACAUACUCCACAAAAAGUCCCAUCAGGGAGCCAAUGACCCAGGCUUCUACAGCAUCCAUCUGCAACAUGCCGGGUUCAGUGCACUGAGCCGUAGUGACUUAGCAACAUCAAAAGAAGUAAUUUCCAUAGAACAGGAGCACAAUUUGCUUAAGGAGAAACGACGCCGCCUUGAGGAUAAGCUUUCAAAGGGCAGAAAGUUUCUUGCGGGUAGGGAACAAUCAAGUCCACGCCCCCAAAACACACAGGCUGCCAUGUGCGAGGAUAAGAGCCUUGAGGUGGUAGGAAAUAACAUCAACCCGAACACUGUAGAUGGCAAACUCGCCAAAUCCAAGGAAAGUAUGAUCACAUCAAGAGCUGUCGUGGACCUGCUGGCAACAAAGCUAGGUAUUUCACAGUUCCAUGUCUCGCAAAGCGUGGGGGUUAGAAAGUUUGCACUAAGUUCCGACGAGGAAAAUGCAUUUAGCCCCUCGUCGAAGAUGACAGAACCUCUAAACCGACGGCCCGCGCGACCCGAUCUGCCGCCGCUGUUACCUGGGCAAUCGAUGAAUUCCACUGUGACUAAGGGUCCACUCGCGUGGCGACGUAUACAUCGCCACUCAAAGGCAAAGUUAACCAUGAAAUCGUCGUUUUUGGAAUCACGCAUCCAGGGCGCCAUUGACUCUAUUGUAAACACAGCGCCUCAGCCCGCAAUUGUGGGCAUGGUCCAUCCAGCCACUGGAACUAAACACAUUGUCCCUGCCUUUUUAACAAUUCAUGAUGAUUGCAUAUUGAUUACAGAAAUUCUUGAGGCAACAGUUCAAUCUCUUGAGCACAAGAAAGGACUCAAGGCCGACACCGAACUAUCUGCCAAGGAACGUCUUCUUGCACAGUCGGACAAAGGUACGUCGUCGAUUGCCGAUCAGAUUUCUGAGCUUGAGACUGUGGCCUUCAUUCGUUGCAAGCUUGGACAUGCCGAUGGCGUUGAGGAAUGCCUUGACCAGGAAGUUGCGAUAGAAAACCGAGAUGAGCACGGAAACACACUCUUGAUAAUUUCAGCACAGCAAAAUGACAAAAAAAUGCUCAAACUGCUCCUUCGUCGUGGUGCCGAUAUCAACGCCCAAAACUCAACAGGAAAUACUGCGCUUCACUAUACGAAUGAGUACAAAUUUACUGCGCUCACAGAAUAUAUCCUCAACAAGGGUGGAAAUGACACUCUCCUUAACAUGAAGGGGCUUACUUGCUACGAAGGUGUGAAUGGAGUGAGCUAAAGCUGUAGUUAUUUCUAUGGCACGAUUUCCUUCUUCCUGUGUCGGAGUUGGAAUGUUCAGUUUCCAUGUGCCACCAGGGGACAUUUUUCUCAGGUGUAGAAUCAACCCCUGUUAGGGCCAUCAUGAUGUAGGAUGGUUUCUUUCACGUAGGCCGGCCGGCCUAAUUAAAUUAGACUUUCACUAGCAGGAAAUGAUUUCCCGAGGGUCCCGGGCCUCUAUCCCAGGCCUGGAUGCACAAACGUAGUCAUUAAGCUUGGUGGCGUGCCAAAAGAAUCGCGCGACGCAGCACGAAUACCACUAGCGCGAUGUUUGGUCCAGGAAAAAAAAAAUCCGCCGAAUCCCAACCAUUUCGCCUCCC
Molecule: messenger RNA, 4361 nt
Organism: Pelagomonas calceolata
Lineage: Eukaryota; Pelagophyceae; Pelagomonadales; Pelagomonadaceae
Source: the annotation of a GenBank genome assembly